Messenger RNA from Beta vulgaris subsp. vulgaris (sugar beet), 1002 nucleotides. RefSeq names its product V-type proton ATPase subunit G 1. The transcript has 5 exons. Gene Ontology annotation, biological process: proton transmembrane transport. Bases 180 to 512 code for a protein of 110 amino acids. Gene Ontology annotation, cellular component: vacuolar proton-transporting V-type ATPase complex. Gene Ontology annotation, molecular function: proton-transporting ATPase activity, rotational mechanism. Lineage: Eukaryota; Viridiplantae; Streptophyta; Magnoliopsida; Caryophyllales; Amaranthaceae. The record is from RefSeq and is a predicted model, not a curated record.
GCGUUUCUUCUGUUUCUUUCUUUUUUUCUUUUAGCUUUGUUAAACGCGGGAGUUCCAUUUUUCAUCCACAAAUACGAUCAAACCUCCAAUUUAUGUCUCCCAAAGACAUCACAAGCCAAAGUUUUCAUUCCUCCAAAGUCCAAACCAUCAAAUUAAUCAGAUUUUAGGUAACCAACAUCAUGAGUUCAAUAAAAGGGCAAGAAGGAAUUCAGAUGUUGCAAGCUGCUGAACAAGAGGCUCAACAAAUAAUUGCCAAUGCUAGAAAUUUGAAAAUCCAAAGGUUAAAACAGGCCAAGGAUGAAGCUGAGCAGGAAAUUUUGCACUAUCGUUCCCAAUUAGAAGAGGAGCAUAAGAAGGCAAUCUCUGAGUCAAGUGGGCAGUCAGAAUCUACUGUGAAACGGCUUGAAGAUGAAACUCAAGUGAAGAUCCAGAAUUUGAAGGAAUCUGCUUCAAGAGCUACACCAGAUAUUGUUAGCUUUCUGCUUAAUUAUGUGACCACUGUCAAAAAUUAAACUCACAAGGAUGAUGUCUAGCUCUCACAGUUGUGAAUCAAGCAAAAACAAUUAGCAUUAAAUUUGAGUAUCUUGUCUUCUUACCAAAAAAAAUUGUUUCAUUUAUCUAACUAUUUUCAUGUUAGACUGACAUGAGUAUACGAUUAGUUAGUUAUCGUUUGCAUAUGUUAAGUACGUUGUAAAAAAAACAUUUUAAAUAUACGAUGGUGAUAGAUAUGAGCUACUUGUAGGAAAGAUAAUAAAAGAAGAUUCUUACAAGAUUUGCUUUUUGGUUAUGAGUCACUUGUUAAAUGUGUUUGAUAUAUGUAUCAUAUCUUUUGCUACUAAUGUUUCUUUUGUAGUUUCUUCAUCCUGUGUAUGAUAUAGAGGUGAUCAUGGGCCGAGCCAGACUGUGGUCAAAAAAAUUUGCCUAUUAAAUAGGUCAGGCUGGACCUAAAUUCAGGCCGAAUUUUAGUGUCUAAAACCCGCUACUUCAAGCCAAAAUUAGUCA